Messenger RNA from Larimichthys crocea (large yellow croaker), 720 nucleotides. RefSeq names its product keratinocyte associated protein 2 (gene krtcap2). The record is from RefSeq and is a predicted model, not a curated record. The coding region runs from base 151 to 561 and encodes 136 amino acids. Gene Ontology annotation, biological process: protein N-linked glycosylation. Lineage: Eukaryota; Metazoa; Chordata; Actinopteri; Sciaenidae. The transcript is spliced from 5 exons.
GCACGACUCCGCCCUCUGGUCCCACCUGUCAUUUGCACCGGGUAGUGACAGUUUUGGUUCCUACUAGAGCUGGGACAAUUAGCUGUCUCAACGAAGUUAAACAUAAUCCACACCUGUCUGAUUAAAAGGACUCUAAUUUAGGAUCAAAUCAUGGCUGUGAACACAGGCACCUCUCUAGUCCUGUCCAGUCUGCUGUCAGUGCUGGUGUUUGCGGGGAUGCAGAUGUUCAGUAAACAGCUGGGAUCCACUGAGUGGCUCACCAUCCUGGGAGGCUUCCUGGGCUCAGUCCUCUUCAUCUGCUCCCUCACUGCAUUUAAUAAUCUGGAAAACCUGAUUUUCGGAAAGGGAUUCCAAGCCAAGAUAUUCCCAGAGAUUCUGUUGUGCCUCUGCCUGUCACUUUUUGCCUCUGGUCUGGUGCACCGUGUCUGCGUAACCACAUGCCUGAUAUUCUCCCUCUUCGCACUGUACUACAUCAACAAAGUAUCUGCCGCUCUCUACCAAGCCGCUGUUCCUGCAGUAACACCAGCCAAGGCUGCCAGCAAGGGCAAAAGGAAGAACUGAAUAAAGCUGUUGGAACCCAGUUGCAUCCAGUUAACCAGUCAAUAUGACACAGGUGCUGAUUGUAUUUUUGUUUUUGUCACAAUACUUUCUCAAAGCACUAAACUUUGGUUUAUUUUCACUGGAUUUUUUUUUUUUAAAGUGGUUUGGGAAUGUUAUUUG